AUGAUCGGAAAGAAGGAAGAAAAGGAGGAACACUUGGAUCCAUCAUCAUCAAUGAAGAAUCUAGUACCUCUCACGGUCGAUCGAGUAAAUGAAAAGAAAGAACCAGCAAGUAUGGAAGAUAAAUUGGAUUUAUUGAUAUUUGAAAAAGUACAAAAUCAUGGAGAUGAUAAUAUCGGAAGAUUUGCCUAUUCCUUACUUAAGGAAAAUGAUUUCAAAGCUGCAGAAAUGGCUCGUAAGAUUAGAAUGGUUUCUUUAGACCUUACUGCUCGUAGCGAAACCAAUACGGAGAAAUCUCGAGGAAAAUGGCAAUUGGAUGUUUACAAACUACCAUGGGUUGAGAAACGAACGCCCCAACGAAAAUUAUAUGAUCCCGACUAUCAAAUAUCAUUUCCUCUCGCUCCUGUAAAUAUUUCAUCGAGCAUUUCCGAAAUUCUUUCUCCUCAAAAUAUCCUCAAAAUUGAAUCAAGUCACAAUCAUUGUUUAAUACUAACCAAGGAUGGAAUUGUGUACAGUAUGGGAGAUUCAGAAUUUGGUAAACUUGGCAAUGGCUAUGAGCCACAAGUUAUCCCUCAAUCAAAUUACUAUCCAUUCAUUAGAAAACCUUUCAUGUUGAUGGAUAAAGCCGUGGACAUUGCAGUUGGAAAAAAUCAUUCGGUCAUUGUCACUGACGAAGGAAACGUUCAUACAUUUGGUUGUGGCAAGUACGGUCAACUUGGACAUGGAUCAGUAAGGAAUGAAAAUCGACCGCGAGUCAUUGACGACUUUAUUACAAGAGAUAUCAAAGUGAUUGCUGCUUCUUGUGGUGACCACCAUACUCUUUGUUUGACAAGUACAGGCCUAGUUUACGGUUUUGGGUGUGGCAGUUCCGGACAACUUGGAAUAUUAGGUUUUUUGGAAACAAGUCAUAAUUUGCAAAGUCAUGAAAAAGCUCAACUCAUGUAUGUUUGUUCGCCAAGAUUGGUGCAAAUCAUGAGACCAGUGCAACAAGAAACCGAGGAAUAUCGCAGAUUGAGAACAAAGAAAACAUUUGUUGAGAUUGACAAGAUAUGUUGUGGCGCUGAUUAUUCUGCAUUCUUAACGAAACAAGGACAAUUAUGGCUUUGUGGAAAUGGAUUGACGGGAGUCAUUUGUAACGGAACUUUUGUCGCCAACAAUUAUGAACCAACUGAAAGUCAAUUUCUUGCUCCUUCUCCAAAAAAAGAGACAUCCAUAGUCACAGAAAUUCAUCUUGGACCUGGUUCAGAUCCAAAUACCUUGGAUGUGAAUGUUGACAUUUCUCUUGACGUAAAGAUGGUUCAACCUCCCAUUCCAAAAUUUUUGCCUUAUUGCCAUGAAAAACCACAAUCAACAGCACGUAAAACUCCUGUAAGACGAGCUUCGAGCUCACCACAUUGGCAAAAAUACUUUCCCUCAAACCAACAAAAAGCUGAAGGACAAACGAUCAAAAUAAUUGACCUUUCUUGCGGCAAGAGUCACAUCUUUUGUUUAGCAAGAGAUCAAAGAGUUUUUGCAGCAGGACUUAACUUUAAUGGUCAACUGGGUGUAGGUUCCAGGACCUCACAGUGCAGACUGAUUGAAGUCACUCCCCAUUUGCCUCACCAAUUAAAAGUAGAAGGCAUACAACAAAUUGCGUGUGGUCCUGAUUUUACCAUAAUUAUUAGUGCAUUGGGCACUGCAUUUUGUGUUGGAAGAUUCCCUGGGAACAGCGAAGACUCGCUCAAGUUUGUUCCAGUCACAAGUUUGAGCGAUUCGAAUUGGUUUGUCGAGAAGGUAUUUUCGAAAAGCUAUUCGCAAGUGUUUGCCUUGUGCAAGAGGAGAAGCGAGUAG
Naegleria fowleri is the source of this 1827-nucleotide messenger RNA. RefSeq lists its product as uncharacterized. The coding region runs from base 1 to 1827 and encodes 608 amino acids. The transcript has 2 exons. Lineage: Eukaryota; Heterolobosea; Eutetramitea; Acrasida; Naegleriidae. The record is from RefSeq and is a predicted model, not a curated record.